Molecule: messenger RNA, 1401 nt
Organism: Nezara viridula (southern green stink bug)
Lineage: Eukaryota; Metazoa; Arthropoda; Insecta; Hemiptera; Pentatomidae
Source: the annotation of a GenBank genome assembly
AUGAACAUGGACGCCAAACAGCCAUUAUCAAAAAAUGACACAAUUCGCCUUCGUAAGAGACAUGUUGGAGAAUCGUGUAAACUUUUUUUUCGGAGUAAUCCCAUUAAGAUAGUGAGAGCUAAGGGACAGUAUAUGUACGAUGAAGAAGGCAGAAAGUACCUUGAUUGCAUCAACAACGUUGCCCACGUUGGCCAUUGUGACGAAACCGUUGUUGAGGCGUCAGCUAGGCAAAUGGCAACUCUGAAUACCAACAACAGAUUCCUGCAUGAUAAUUUGGUACUUUGUGCUAAAAAAUUGACAAGUACCUUCCCUGAAUCAUUAUCGGUUUGUUUCUUUGUCAACUCUGGUUCAGAAGCCAAUGAUCUCGCAUUAAGAAUUGCUAGAGCUUACACCCAUAAUGAAGAUGUCAUAUGUUUGGAAGAUGCAUACCAUGGCCACUUAAGUUCCAUUAUUGACAUAUCACCCUACAAAUACAGGAAGCUCGACAAAUUUCCUAAAAAGGAUUGGGUUCACAUUGCACCCCUCCCCUAUGUCUACCGAGGAAAGCACAGGGAUGUGGAAACUGCCGGAGAGAAGUACGCUCAGGAAGUUGACAAACUGAUCGCAGAAGCAACGGAAAAUGGAAGAAGAAUCGCAGCAUUCAUUUCAGAGUCUCUUCCAAGCUGCGCGGGCCAAAUAAUGCUGCCUGAGAAUUAUUUAAAGAAUGUCUACAGAUCAGUAAGAGCUGCUGGAGGAGUAUGUAUUGCCGAUGAAGUGCAAACAGGUUUUGGCCGAGUGGGAAAACACUGGUGGGCCUUCCAGUUACAAGAUGUAGUUCCAGAUAUCGUUACUAUUGGUAAGCCUAUGGGAAACGGACACCCUGUAUCUGCUGUGAUUACAACCAAUGAAAUUGCUCAAAGUCUAUUGUCUAUUGGAAUGGAAUACUUCAAUACAUUUGGAGGAAAUCCCGUUUCUUGUGCAGCAGCUCUUGCCGUAAUAGAAGUUGUGGAAAGGGAUAAGCUCAUGGAGCAUGCCGAUCAGGUUGGAACUUAUCUACUUGAGGAAUUAAACAAGCUUAAGGAGAGAUAUCCACUUAUUGGAGACGUGAGAGGUAUAGGCCUCUUCAUUGGGAUUGAACUCGUGACCGACAGAGCUAGCAGAACUCCUGCUGCCCCUCAAGCUCAGCAUAUCAUUACAAGGUUCAAGGAGGAAAAGAUCUUAGUGAGUGCUGAUGGUGUUGAUCGAAAUGUUUUGAAGCUUAAACCACCAAUGGUAUUUAGUUUUGAGGAUGCAAAACAUUUUUUGACAAUACUUGACGAGAUUCUGAGUGAAAUUGAAGAUUUAGAAUCUGAUUUGGAAGAAGUAUCGGUAACUGCUACAAUUAACACCAACUCAUCUCAGAGGAUUGCAGCUGUAAACUAA